Molecule: messenger RNA, 783 nt
Organism: Sphaerulina musiva SO2202
Lineage: Eukaryota; Fungi; Ascomycota; Dothideomycetes; Mycosphaerellales; Mycosphaerellaceae
Exons: 1
Coding region: 1-783 (260 amino acids)
Source: RefSeq, a predicted model, not a curated record
AUGAUGAUGAAUCAACUCGACGCGAAAAUCUUCGGCCAUUAUGACGAGCGAAGAGAGUCGGAAGUGAGCGCGGCGGAAAGCAACAGUGCGACCAACAGUAACACCAGUUACAGCACAGCCCCGACCCCAGCUUCGACAUCCUCCCCAGGUCAGACCAACACCUUCAUCGGCAAAGUAGAACCUCACGACGACGACAUGCUGGACGCCGUCGACGCCAAACCGGCCAUCAGCUCACUGGAUAGUCUGCUGCGGACCAGUAGUUCCGCGAGCACCACCAGUCCGCACCACCACCAUCUAUCGGAUCUCUCCGAGGUCGCCUCUUCCAAGAAGCCAUCGGUCCAGGCCAUUGUGGUCCAUCUCGAAUCGGUCGUGCGCACAUUCAUCGACGCCAUCAACAACAGGACACUGACGCUGGACCACCCCGUCACGGCCUCGUUUGACCCCAAAUUCACCGCGAAUACGCCUCCGCCAUGGCCGCAAGGCACCGAGGACCUGGCGGAAUAUCUACGACGACUGAUUACACUGACUGCGCAGACCGAGUACAAGAUGGUCAUUCAAGGACUGGAUACCCACGUGUACAAGAAUGGACAUGCGGGUGUGUUUGUCACGAGUGAUGUGCUCGGUGUUCCCCCGGACGUGGUGCGACAUGUUGUGGCCAUCUUUCGAUUCCGGAAACGCGAUGGCUUCUGGAGGUGUUUUAUUGUGGAGGAAAUCAUUGGCAUUGAGAACACGGCAGACGGAGAGCCAGGAAGUAUUGGUGGGGGGUUUGCGGGCCCGUUUUGA